AUUCGAUUACCGCCAGGAAUAUAGAAGAACUUGUGGUAAGCGACAUGGCUGGUUCAUCAAUCCCCUGCGCGUCCGACACGGCCAUGCUGAGUGCUGGACAAUUUCUUUUUCUCCUGCGUUGAUCUUCUCCCAUCUUUUCUAGCCAUCAUCUGGAGCAUCUAUACGACAACAUAUCAAUAUGAUAAAACGAGCGCCCAUCGGUGCGCGUCUCGCUCUCACGCUCUUAUGCCUCGCAAGCCCCGCCUUCGCAGCCCGCGACAAUACUCGUCCCAGCUAUCGUACCUGCCACGAGGUAUCACCUGAGUGCCCAGUUGCGGCGACGACAUAUGGCUACUAUCCUGAGCUCGCUCCUAAUGCCUUCUUCCUGGCGCUGUUCGCGACCCUCUUCGUUGCCUCCUUGGCCAUCGGUGUAUGGAGCAAAACCUGGACAUACACACUCGCCCUAGGAGGUGGCACGCUCCUCGAAGCCCUGGGUUACCUCGGCCGCGUUAUGCAACAUAGCAAUCCAUGGAAGAAGGCGGCGUUCGAGAUGCAGAUCUGCUGCCUGGUGCUUGCGCCCUCGUUCGUGGCGGCUGCCAUUUACUUGACCCUAAAGCAUUUUGUGUUAUACUGCGGCCCGAAGCACAGCCUCCUCAAGGCUAGGCUAUAUCCCUGGGUAUUUGUCGGCUGCGAUUUCGCCUCUAUCGUCCUCCAGGCCAUUGGUGGAGGUGUAGCAGCUGGUGGUGGGUCCUCAGACAGCCUCACCAUUGUCAACGUGGGAAACAACCUUAUCGUCACGGGCAUUGCGUUCCAGGUCGCUACCAUGACCGCUUGCGGGCUCCUCGUUGUCGUCUACCUAUGGAGAUACAGGCAAGCGCGCGCAGAGCGCCAUGCAUCAAACGAGAAGAGCGACUUCGAAUUGAGCAGGGCAAAUGGCCCUGUGAGCAGGAAGUUGUACAUCUUUGGAGCCAUGUUGGUAUUGGCCUAUGUGACGGUUUUGAUCCGUUGCAUCUACCGUAUCCCCGAGAUGGCGGGCGGCUGGGGAAACCCGCUAAUGAGGAAAGAGAAGGAGUUUCUCCUGCUGGACGGCAUGAUGGUCGCUAUCGCAUGCUUGGCCCUGACCAUCUUCCAUCCGGCCUUCUUCUUUGCCCCCUUUACCGCUUUCCGCCAUGGUCAGCACAAGUCGUCCCAGCACGACGCGACGCCUCAGAUGUCUGAGUAGACUUGUGAAUGAGCAGAACUAGAUCAUUUCGCUUUCAUUGUUAACAUAUGUAUUCUUACGC
This is a messenger RNA of Paraphaeosphaeria sporulosa, 1262 nucleotides long. Its product is annotated as RTA1-domain-containing protein. The coding region runs from base 179 to 1201 and encodes 340 amino acids. NCBI's taxonomy places the organism in Eukaryota, Fungi, Ascomycota, Dothideomycetes, Pleosporales, Didymosphaeriaceae. Gene Ontology annotation, cellular component: fungal-type vacuole; plasma membrane. The transcript has 2 exons. The record is from RefSeq and is a predicted model, not a curated record.